Molecule: messenger RNA, 3715 nt
Organism: Hylaeus volcanicus
Lineage: Eukaryota; Metazoa; Arthropoda; Insecta; Hymenoptera; Colletidae
Product: golgin-45
Exons: 7
Coding region: 197-1522 (441 amino acids)
Biological process (GO): Golgi organization; Golgi to plasma membrane protein transport
Cellular component (GO): Golgi membrane
Source: RefSeq, a predicted model, not a curated record
GCUGCAGACGGCGCUACAGUCAAAAAUCUUCGAAUCUUACACACCGACACUGGUUUCAGUUCUCAUCUGCGCUUGGUCUCUCUGGCUUUCACUAAGCAGUAUGAUUAAUAAUGAUUUACAGGAAGUAGUUCAAAAAUUAUCAUUUUAUUAGUAUAACGAAUAUAAUUAUUUAAAAUAUAUCCAAAGUAAUAUUAAAAUGGCUACUGUUCCAAAUUCGACGAAGGAUGGGGCACAAAGUAAAUUACAAGAUGUACAAACAAUGCAUUGUAUGGGACGUACGCAAGGUGAUGGCAUGGAAAAUAUGAUGACGGAAAAAAUUGAGAACAAACAGACAAAAUACCGCCUCGGAGACACACUUAUUUAUCAUCCAACUAAUUUGAAACAAUUAAGUUCAACUUCUCCAGUCACUCCAAAUGGUCCAAUAGUAAAUUUAGUACCAAAACAUGUUACUAGUGUAAAAGAUGAAAAACGUCUUUUAAAUUCAUUAAAGUCAAAGGAACCAAAAUUUGUUCCAUAUGAACCAUAUAAAGCAGCAGUUAACCCAAUCAUUCCAUAUAACAAAAAAGGUAAAAAAUUACAGAAAACCAAUUUAGAUAUGACUGCCUCUCGAGUUGCUGCAAUGAAAAUUCAUGAAAUGAAAGUGCCACCAAAUGAUACUACUAAUACAGGUGAAGGUAUCAGUAUGGAGAUUGAGUGGUUACAAGAAAAGAAAUCAUAUGAUGCAGAAAUACAAAAGCUCAAAGAAGAAAACAGUCAACUUGAAAAUCAAUUGAAAUUUCAAGCACAGGUUAAUGGUGAAUUGAAGAAUUUAUUAGUAGCUGCUGUAGGAGAAGAUCUUGAAACGAAAGUUCAUUUGUUAACUGAAGAUAAAUUACAACUUGCUCGAGCACUUUUAAAUUCAGUUCAACACCUUUCAACGCAUCAGGAACAAACUGAAUGGUUGGCUGGUCAGUGUGAAGUUUGGAGAAGUAAAUUUUUAGCUAGUAGCUUAAUGGUUGAAGAACUUGCAAAAUGGAAAGCAGCUCUUUGUCAAAGGACAACAGAUCUUCAAGAAGCAAUAAAAAGGCUCUUAGAGGAUCGUAAUCACGUUCGUGACAUGUCCCUUAAAACAUAUAGAACUCUUAGUAUUCUUCGUGAAAACUUUGAUCCUGUUGGAGCUGCCUCUUGUAAAAGACAUGAAAUACCAAGUACAAAUAUUAUAGAUUUAGCACAAGGCUGCUGUCAACUCGCAGAAAUUCUGAAAGUCCAACUUUUAAGUGGUGUAGACAAUAUUAAUUUACAACGUGAAAUCAAUAUAACUGGUCUAGAUAUGAAAACUCUUGCUGAAAAGACUGCUGAGAAAGUACUCAUGAGUCCAAAAUUGCUCAUGUCUGGAAGACAAGAUAUAGCUUGUAGCGCAGUGAUGGGAGCAGCUGUAGCAAUUGGUGGCCAAAUAUUUCUUCCACGAUGUGAUUCAAAUGGUUUAAUGUAUAACUCAACGGAUCGCGAGAAUUCACGUUCAGUCCAGGCUGAGAGCUCGUAGGUGUAACAUGUUGGUUUUUACCAGCGCUGUUUUUAGACGAACGCAAACGUUUGAAGGGAAGUAAUCUUGGGUAUUUUUACGCUCGCGUACCUACCAUCAGUCUUUCUUGGUAUUCCGUCUUUGAACCUUCGAAAAAGCUGUUGUUACAAAGAAUCGAAAACGUUUAAAGGAAGUGCGCGCACAAAAACGCAAAACUUUUCUCUCUACCCCAGCGUGAUUUUUCUCUAAAUCAGAACUCCAGGAUUCAAAGGAUCGUUUGACACCGCGUGUUCUAUUUUGGAAAAACAGUAAAUACUUCAAAUACCAUGCCACGUGAUCUUCUAAAUCGAAAGUGCGUCUGCAACGGAUCGUUUAACAAUAUCCAUUGUGAUCGCCAAUUUGGUUUAAGUGAGCGCAAGUUUUAUUAACGAUAACUGAACAAGUUUAAACGUUCACAGGGAUAUAAUUGUUUCAGUAAAUGGUUAAAUAUCGAUAUCGAAUGUAAAAUGAAUUAUGAUCGUUGAAGUGGUAAUUUCCAUGUAACGUGUACGCUAAGUUUAAAUUUCCGAGAAGGAGAAAAUUUCUGUUAAGUCGGCGAGAAUGCGAAGACACUAGACGGAGUUAUUUAUGUGAUCUAUUUUCACGCAAGUUGUGUUACCUUACUGGCCUAAAAAUAUCUGUGAAAUUUGAUUAGGGACAACUUGAUGCUUCGGUAUUAUCUAUUUGAAUAUUUAUACUGGUUCCGAGUGUGAUCGAAUACGUUGAAAAGUUUUCGAGGUUUCUCUUCUUUGAUCGCAUUGUACGCAGUACAAUUGGAGUAACAUUGAAUUUGUUGUUGCAUUUUCUGUAUUGCUUUGUUAAACGAAGCAAACUUUUGCCUAUGAUAAUUUUAUAUAUUUAUGAAUUGUACGAAUUCUGUAAACUGAUUCACAGUGACGGUGAAACUAAGAUAAAGUAAUGCAUUGAUUAUAAGUUAAUAUUCUUAUUAUUACUUACGAAGAUUUAAUAGUAGGUUGAGAGAUAUAAUGACAAUAAUUCGGAAAUGAUUUCAUUUAAUCGUAUAAUCAAUAACAUUUCGGUAGGUAAAUAUAGAUUUAAAAUUGUUUUUUGGCAGUUACAGGAAUAUUUUCAUCGCGUAAUCGAAUAUGGAUGAUUAACGAUAAAUACUUGAAGUACGUAUUAAUACGUUUGAAAUUACGAGAAUUAACUCUUUUACCCUCGAAUUAUUUUGGGUUGAACUUGUGUAAACUUAUUUAUGAGGAAUAUGUAGGGUUUAAAUGUUUGAAAUAUAAUCCAAAAUUGAAUUCCGAAGAUAUCUCAAUGAAACAAAAAUCAAUUUGUCUAUUUGUUUUUGUAUAAAUUACAAAAUUAGUUUUUAAGUUUUAAAAUAACAUCUGAUUUUGCAUAUAUCCAAACUGGAUGUAACGAAUAGAGACAAAUAAAUGAGAUAACAAAUAAUGAAAUUCAGUUUCAAAAUAAUAAAGAUAAUACGUAAGAUAAUACUUAAAUAUAAUACUCUGAUUACUGUAACUUAAGGGACUAUUAUCGAAAGCGCAAAAGAAAAAAAUUUUUUAUUUUAUAUAACAAACAAUUGUAGAAUUUCAAUGUUACAUAUAAUAAUAGACAUGUUAAUUUAAUAAAUUACAAUUUGUGUUGUUUAUUUUGAAUAAUUUUGUUCAUUGUUAUAGCCACAUAAAAAACCAAACAAAUUAUUAAAAUAUAAUUUUGUCGGCAUCGUACAAACCAGAGAAACAAAAUGACGGACGUUUGAUUUUUCAACACUAUUUUUGAACCUUGAUUAUUUAAAAAUAUGGUUAAAUAUUAAUGAAUGAGUAUAAUUCUAGUUGCAACGAUAGCUAUAAACAAAACUAUAUUUAAAUAAUUUUUUUAAUUUUUUAGUUUCAAUGUCAAGUUAUCGUGUAGAAUGUGGAAAAAGAGGACAAAUUUCAUGUUGCUGUUAUCAACGAAACAAAUCAUUAAACAUAAACCAAAAAAAUUGUGUUCAUUAAUUUAACAUAACUACUAUUAUUAUUAAAAACAUUGACAACCACAAUUUUUUGUUAUUUAAAAUAAAAAUUUUUAAAAGAAAUUUUUUCUUUCGUGCGUACGAUAAUAAUUAAUUCUCUUUAAUGAAUAUCGAAUUCAAUUUCGCUAAUGACUACAGAAAAUAGUAAUAAUAAUAUAAUAUAAUAUAACUGUUAUUAAGUAUCGAUU